AUGGAAAACUGGAGAGAAGAAAUUAGCAAAUUAAUAGAUUAUAGAAAUCAGCUCCAAAGACCAGAUAUUCUUGCUCUUUAUGACUCCUAUCUGGAACUAUUAAAUAUAUUUAAAAGUAAUUUAGUUGAUAAAAAAAUAUAUUUGGAAGUGAAUGGGAAAAGAAACCAUAAUCUUCAUAGUCUUCAGGUAAAGCUCUCUGAACUACAAGAUAAAUUGAUCGAAUCUUACAAAAAUAAAACAGAAUCAGAUGAUUCAAUAGAGUCACUAAGAAUAAAAAUCAAGAAACUUACUGAAUUAGUAAAUGAGAAGGAAUCAAAAAUUCAAAAUAUGCAUAAAACUAUCUAUCAACUGCAACAACAGAUAGAAAGUCUGAAUAAACAGAAUAACUAUACAGACAAGAUUCCAAAGAAGUAA
Messenger RNA from Cryptosporidium muris RN66, 414 nucleotides. RefSeq lists its product as uncharacterized. The coding region runs from base 1 to 414 and encodes 137 amino acids. The transcript has 2 exons. NCBI's taxonomy places the organism in Eukaryota, Apicomplexa, Conoidasida, Eucoccidiorida, Cryptosporidiidae. The record is from RefSeq and is a predicted model, not a curated record.